Molecule: messenger RNA, 2055 nt
Organism: Zeugodacus cucurbitae (melon fly)
Lineage: Eukaryota; Metazoa; Arthropoda; Insecta; Diptera; Tephritidae
Exons: 3
Coding region: 397-2037 (546 amino acids)
Biological process (GO): G protein-coupled receptor signaling pathway
Cellular component (GO): membrane
Molecular function (GO): G protein-coupled receptor activity
Source: RefSeq, a predicted model, not a curated record
GAAUAGUAACCAAAUUAUUUGCCUUUCCAAUAACCAAAAUGUAGUGAAAUACUUGUCAGUAUACUCUUAGGCGCACUGGCGUGUACAACUGAUACUGAUAACUUAUCAUUAUAGUCAAAUUAGCAUAUCUGCAGGCGUUUAACGUUGCCCGCACCGCUUUGCCACUCAGUUGAGGCAUAACACACUGAUAACAGUUGGCUACAGCUCUCACUGAUAGUCAUCUUUCAGUUAAAAUCAGUUGAUUGACAGAGCGAUUGUCGUGCGCGAGCCUGGUACGGAAAGUAAAUAAACAAAUAAUUAAGAGUGUAAAAUAAAACACACCCGCAUUCCUCCGCAUAGCCUACUAACAGGCUAGAUAAGAAAACGCGCAUAUUUUACCUAUAUGAACUACAAAGUAUGCAAUGCAUUGUGGGUCUAAAUAGUAACAUCCAAAAUGCAACCGUUGUCACAUUGACGUUAAAACAUAUUAAUCCAGAUGAUAUAUUCAUACCGGACAACGAGAAUUGCGUUUGGAAACGUGGUGAACCGAUAGUGACCGCAUAUGUGAUUUACGCGUUUGUCGUGCCCGUACUCGCCUGUUUCGGUUUAUGUGCAAAUUUUAUUAAUGCUAUCGUCUUUAUGCGUCCUAAAAUGACGCCAUCGGCUUUUUCUUACCUCGCUGCGCUCGCUUGGCUCGACUGCUUUUCCUGCCUGCUCAUUUUAUUCACUGCACUCUCGCGUAGCAUUUUCUUUCACAGCCAUUUCUGGAUGACGUAUGAUUUUCAAUGGCAAACACCGUUAUUUGGCAUUAGCACCGGUGCUGCGAAUCUUUUACUUGGUAGCGUAAGUUGUGACCGUUGGAUUUACUUAAAUUACGGCAUCGUCAAUGGCUGUGGGCCACCGCGUUUUUGUCGACGUAAAAUUGCGCGGCGUAUUAUUGUAGUGAUUAUUAUAUUUUCGGUGAUACUAAAUUUACCGUAUUUCUUAAUUUUUGUGGUAAAUGACGACGGCACUUUUGUAACACACAAAUUAUACUACACCACUUAUUACAAAAUACACAAUUGGUGUACUUUCGUGCUGUUAACCGUGAUACCGGCUAUAUUCCUCACAAUCGGUAAUAUAGCCAUAAUUGUUGCAUUUCGACGUUGGACAAAACAAAGCAAAAAAUGUCAGAAGUAUGGCAAUAGUAAUGCAAAAACAGCAAAAAAGCGUUAUCAUCAUCAGCUUAAAUUAACUAUAACAAUUAUCAUUUUAAUUGUACUCUACAUGAUUGGUGAGUUACCGGCUGCGCUGACCUCACGUAAAAAUGCACUUAAUUUGCUUUUUGGUGGCGACGUUACGCGUGUAAAUUUCCAUUUGAUGGCCAAACUGGAUAUGAUUUGUCUAACCUUAAAUGCGCUGCAGCUCAGCAUAAAUAUACUCGUCUAUGCUGUAAUCAAUCCAUCAUUUAUGCCUGAAUUCUUUGAGUGCUUACGCGGUGCAUCCGAUUUUUGUUGCAACAUAUUUUGUCUAACGCCGCUACUGCACUGCGCGCGUUACAUUUGCUGCAAGGCGCACAAUCAAAAGUCACAAACAGGGAAUAAUGUAACGCAAUGUGUUUACGAACAUGCAACUGUUGAUGGGCGCAUUGAGUGUGACUGUGUGACCCAGCAGGUGGAAGCAAGAAAGAGUGUAAGCCGAAGAUAUGCUGCCAGUAGCGCUAGUGCAAAUGGUAACUGGGAUACAGAUCCAGAAGAUGCUGACGGCACGCCUGGUUUCGACUUGUAUCGCUAUUGGCGGAAUAGCGUAACAACGCCACGUACGCCCAAUCGUUAUCGCUUCAGUAGUGAGCAUGGCAUACAUAAGCACGAGCAAGUGUGGAGUACAGACUUAGCUUGGAAGCGUUCCAGUUCGUUUGGUGAAUAUGCAUUUGAUAAUCUAGCGCUUGAAAUUGGUAUCGCGAGUGGAAAAAUAACAAAUAACGCACUAGAAGAACACGCCGAGACGGAACAUAAAGCCUGUGCGGGAAGUGCGGCUAUAACAGCAAAGCAAACAAAGCGACAUUCGCUGGCAUUUUAAACGAAUUAGUCAAUAACU